This is a messenger RNA of Paramormyrops kingsleyae, 2826 nucleotides long. The record is from RefSeq and is a predicted model, not a curated record. Lineage: Eukaryota; Metazoa; Chordata; Actinopteri; Osteoglossiformes; Mormyridae.
GGGGCGUAAAGAGAAUUUUCCCCCUGGGAUCAAUAAAGUAUCAAUUAUUAUUAUGUAUUUGCCCUGUAAAGGACUGAGAUCCCAUCCGAGGCCCCUGCCUUAGGCCCUUUGGUGCCUACAAGGUUCCAGUCACUCUGAGUAGGAUAAACGGCUGGGAGAUGAACUGAUAGAAACACUGAAAGAAAUUCAGCACCUCCAUAUCUGAGUAGUGGCAAAUUAAAAAUGUUUGCUGUGUCACUGGUUCCAGAAGCAUAAAGUUGAGUUUAUGCACGCUAGAAAGAUAACACAGCAAUGCACAAAGUUCUGAGAUGAAUUACAAUUGAAAUUAAUUAAAUGAUACUUUGAGAGAUAAAAACAGGAUGAACGUGACGCAAUAUGACUUACUGUCAUAGCUGAAAUUUUAGAUGUAACAGGUCAUGUGGCUCCACAUGACUGGAAUUUCAACCGUCUCGAGGCAUUAAUUGGGUGUUUAUAUAUGUCUGGGUGAAAUUACCUUACUGCCCGGAAGAUGGAGCCAUUUCAUUGACAACAGAAGUUCCGCCCUGCUCACCAUGGCGCAAAGUUAAAAGAAUCCAGUGAAACAGACAAAAGAAGUAACAGGUAAAUCAUUAAGUCCGAGCGAUAUUUAAAACCUCAGCACACAGUAGCAUAUCUGGAAGUAAGAUUCAGUAUUAGUACUGUUUCUUAAUUCACUCGAUAUAGUUGUGUCCCAGGUACAAAGCCACAAAACAAGAUGUAUCACUUUUAUGUAUUGCUAUUGCUCGUUUCUAAAUUUUGAAUGGUUUUCAUUGUAAAAGUUCUUUUCACGUAGAAGCAUUUAGGGUUUGUUUUGUUUGGCUUUGUAGUGCCCAUAUGUAUCACCAGGGGGCGCACCGCGCUCACACAAUCAGUAAUCUCCCUCAGUCCUCAAUAAGCCGCUAAGACAGCCUGCAUUUACUCAGAAUUCCCUCUACAUUUCUACCGAGGAAGUCUCCUUAUUCACUGCACCCACAUCGUAUUUGUUUGCCAUUAUACAGUGGAAGUGUACUAAUUGGCUAGAGAUCUAUUUGCACUGGAUCAAGCUGACUGUAAUGUUUAUUUUGUCUGUGAAGGUGUUAGAGAUUGAUUCAAGUGAUGCAGCUGGUGCCACUCGAGUUUAAAGCUAUUUCAUUAACUAAAGCAAAUCCACCUGCAGGUAAACAAGUAAACAGAUUUGGAGUGCCCAAUAACACCACAUUAGCUUGAUCGCUGCCUUUUCCUGCAAGGAAUCCCUGGAGACAGACAAAUUUACCCAAUAGUGGGUAAGGGACUGGAAAAUGGCAGCCACUGACAUUGGAUGACCUGUGUAACAGAAGGAGUGGCAUUCUCACUGCCCAGAACUCAUCCGCAUGAGGAAGCUAAGAAGAAUGGGAGAACCAAACCAGUUCCUUUUUGUGCAGAGAGGCCUGGCCAGUGAGUCAAUAUGGGGAAAUCUGAGCAGUGCUCUAUACAAUCUACAUGUAUGUAGAUUCAACUACUGAACACAGAGACGAUUAAAAGGUGAGUGCUGGCACACACAAGGCAGCUUAAUGCUGUGACCAGCACAGUAUGUCUUCACAGGAUCAUGUUUAAGUUACAGAUAGCACAUUUACUGCAAAUAGCAGAACAAAUCUGCAUGCUGUUUGGUUACUUCAUGUUCCGAUCACCUUGGUAUUGUGUGGACUUCACUCAUUUUGGGGACUCUGCUUUCUCCAGCCUGGUCCUGAAGUCUACCGCCGAACUGAACUUGAUCAUGACCCUGCUGCAGGACAAUGUCUAUGUCUACGCUGGUCCCUUCCUCCUGCUUCCUGGGCUCCUGCUGCUCUGUACCUGCUGCACAUACAGGAAAUCUAACGCGUCGUGUGCAAAGCAGAAGUUGACAGAUCAUGCUGAGCAGGUGUCCCAGGCAGCAACAGGAAGCACUGUUGAUGGGAAAUGCACAGACGCAGUGGAAGCUGGUCACCAGCCUGAAAGGAAAGAUGCCCCAAACACUCAUACAGAGGAAGAACCAGCAAGGACUGCGCCCUUGGCAAAUCGCCGAUUGCCAUCCUUGCCGAAGUCCACCACAGGGCGCAUGGCGGGAUCUGUGGUGUACGAUACAGUGGUGAACAUGCGUGAGUGGCCUGCCCCAGAGGCCAAAGUCGGACGGCGACAGACGUCCAGCUGCAGCAGUCUGUACGCAGAGGGACUUUGCAAGCCGCAGUGGCGACAAAGACUUCCCACUCUACGCUGAAGUGAACAAGACUGGCAAGCGGAUGAUCAAAUCAGAGCUGAUCUCCUGAGACACUCUCCAGGGGGCUGGACAAAGCAAAGCGGAGGUCAACACACAGCUGACAAUUGAUCAACAGUUCUUCUUUGUUGUAUAAAUUAAAAAAAGAAAACUUUCCUGGGAUAGCUGAACUUCAGAAUGUUUCAGCCAGAGAUGCCUUUGCAGUUUACAUUCAGUUGGCUUAAUACUCAGCUAAUUAAUUAUGGUUUUAAUUAUGAAUUUAUCCAUAUAUAGUUUUAUAUAUUUAAAGCACUAGAGAUUGAGUACUGUGAUUAAGAAUUCAAUAGCCAGGAACAUCGCAGAAAAUCCCAGGCCAAUAGUUUUAAUGCUACAAGUCUGGAGGCCAGUAUAUCACCUGCUUUCCUUUUUAAAGCUGUACGUCCCUUUUUAAUAAGAUCAUCAUACUAUUUUGUUUGUUUGUUUUUCAGUAAUUUAAUAACAAGUGAAUGUACAACAAAAGGCUUUUUCACUAAGACGACGUAUUCUCAUUUAUGAAUGCCGCAAGUGUAUCUGUGAGUCUUGAUUGUAAUUGUUUAUUAUUAAACGCAAACACUAAUGAA